Molecule: messenger RNA, 3007 nt
Organism: Magnolia sinica
Lineage: Eukaryota; Viridiplantae; Streptophyta; Magnoliopsida; Magnoliales; Magnoliaceae
Product: type I inositol polyphosphate 5-phosphatase 10-like
Exons: 11
Coding region: 1076-2683 (535 amino acids)
Biological process (GO): phosphatidylinositol dephosphorylation
Molecular function (GO): inositol-polyphosphate 5-phosphatase activity; phosphatidylinositol-3,4,5-trisphosphate 5-phosphatase activity; phosphatidylinositol-4,5-bisphosphate 5-phosphatase activity
Source: RefSeq, a predicted model, not a curated record
AGUCUUUUCUUCCAAGAAUAUUUUCAUCCAAAGAGAAGACCAUAAGCCAAACCGACGAAGAUUCAUUCGAUUCUUCCGAAAUUACCAAGCUGACUCUUGCAGAUUGCAAAACUGCCUUUUCUCUUCAAUUCAAGAACGUGCUCAAUUUUCCAAAUGCCCCUCUGCUAGAUCCGUAAUUCAUGUUGGUUUUCCAAGGGAAUCAGUACCCAACAUUCGAAAAAUUUUCGGGCAAGUUUACAUAAUGAUUUGAUUAAGUCAAGAAUUUAAAAAUUGCAUUGAUUUUUAGUGGUGGAUAAGGUAUUUCAAUGAAAGAUAGAGACAGCCGAAUUUCUCUGUCAAAACAGACGGCACAAAACUACUCACCAAACUCAUACGGACUAUCUUUAUGAGAAAACGAAACUUGCAUUGUCCAAAUUACGAGAGAAAUCUAUGUCAAUGCUGCCAAGAUGGUCCCAAUAUCAAUUUAUUGCAGCCCUUUUCUUUUAGCUGAGACUUCAUAUUCAAGGAAACGAACUAAGAAAAAGACAACACAGGUAGAAAAAUAACUACCCAUUGUAAAUGAAAACAACAAAGGAGAAUAUUGCAGAUAGCUUUUUGAACUUAGGUAAUUCGGUAUCCAUUUAAGCUGUAACUUGGGAUGUAAGAAUGGUAUUUUAUUUGAGGAAUUAUGGAGUGUUGAGCCUCAGGAAAUGUGGAUUUUACUGAGGAUUCAAUUCCUUAUGUGUGGGCCUGUUGUCUGGUGAUCUAGGCCAUUGAGAUGUUGAGCCUGCAGUGAAUGGACCAUGCUCCCAAAAAUCUUCCACCUUUUAAGAUAGUAAAAAUCAGAUUGAUUGCCUAGAGAUGGACGGUUAAGAAAAAAAAUAUAGGACCAGUUUCAAUGGAAAAGAAAGAGCCAAAGAUUGGGUGGAUAGGGUCUUCCAAUCUUGAAGACUUUUUUGGAGAUGGGGGAUGACAGUGCAGCCCAUCAUAUCAACAGUUUCUAUUGCCUAACUGCGGAUCCCACACACAUGGUAUCUAAAGCCUGAGCAACUUCUGGAUUUGAUAACCCCACCCAAGAAACUUGGGGUGAAUUUGGAUGAAGUUUCUUCGUCUCUUUAUCCUCUUCCAAGCUUUCCCUCUUAUAUCUAGUAUUUCUUUCUUGCAAGAAAUAACAGUGGAAUUUGAGAGAACCCUGACUUUUUCAGCUACCCCACCAUCCUUCAGAAAAAGUUUAUCUGUUGCAGAAUCAGAGUCUACUUCAAGGCUUGGAAGUCUGAAUUUCAGUAACUUCCAGUCUCAGAUGUCGGACAUCUCAGACAGACGAGACUUCAGGAUAUUUGUGGCAACAUGGAAUGUAGGAGGGAAGCCACCAGACAACGAGCUGAAUCUUGAUGAUUUUCUUCGUGUAGACGAUCAAUCAGAUAUUUAUGUUUUAGGGUUUCAAGAAAUAGUCCCUUUGAAUGCGGGGAAUGUGCUGGUUAUAGAAGAUAAUGAGCCUGCAGCAAAAUGGCUAUCUCUAAUCAACCAGGCCCUUAACAAACCGCAAGGGGCAGACGCUGCUCCCAGCCCAAGCACCCCAUCAGAGUACUCCUUUGUCUCCCAAGCCUCCAGCACGAAGUCAUUGGUUUCUUUGAGAGACACGAAGAGCCCCAGUAGCUUACUGUUCUUUCAGAAGUCUUCUCUCAAAACAGUCAGCAAGAAUUUCAGGACAGAGCGUGGGAGGCGUCUCAGGACGUGCAACUGUCCUUCCGAUGUUGGGAAGAAGUACAAGGACUCUUGCUUCAGCUGCCAGCAGGCUUAUGGCAGGGAGGACUCCUCUUCGUCGGAGGAUGAAGAACUUUCAAAUAAUUUCUUGGUGUCAGAUAUAUCGGCUGCCUCUAGUACUAACCCGUCAGGUUAUAGCCUAAUAGCAAACAAGCAGAUGGUGGGGAUCUUUGUUUCUAUUUGGGUGAGGAAAGAGCUUGUUCAGCACAUUGGCCAUUUGAGGCUCUCUUGUGUGGGACGCGGGAUCAUGGGAUAUCUAGGAAACAAGGGGUGUAUAUCUGUGAGCAUGUCUUUGUAUCAAACAAGCUUCUGCUUUGUCUGCAGUCACUUGGCUUCAGGGGAGAAAGAAGGAGACGAGCUCCGGAGGAAUUCAGAUGUUGUAGAGAUACUAAAAAACACGCAGUUCCAGAAGAUCUGCAAGACGCCUGGUCGUAGGAUCCCUGAGAAAAUCCUUGAACAUGACCGGAUCAUAUGGUUAGGGGACUUGAACUACCGCAUUGCAUUGAGCUACUCAGAAACCAGGAAGCUUCUAGAGGAUAAUGACUGGGACGCCCUCCUUGAGAAGGAUCAGCUUAAAAUUGAAAGAGAAGCUGGGAGAGUAUUCAAGGGAUGGAAUGAAGGAAAGAUCUACUUUGCUCCAACAUACAAAUACUCUAACAACUCGGAUGCUUACGCUGGGGAGACUAUAUCAUCAAAGAAGAAGAGGAGAACUCCAGCAUGGUGUGACAGAAUACUAUGGCAUGGUAAUGGAAUAGAGCAAUUGUCUUACAUACGUGGGGAGUCAAGAUUUUCCGAUCACCGGCCGGUUUGUGCGGUUUUCGUUGUGGAUGUUGGAAUUGGCAGAUCAAAGAGAGGAUUGUCAAGCACCAACAUGAAAGUUGGAGUGGAGGAGCUCUUACCUCCAAGCAGUAGCUACAUGGCUUUAAAAAAUAUGUACUGAAACUGUAAAACCGACAAAUCGCAGACCUGACAGAAAGAAAAUACUGAAUUUUUUGUGAAUUAAAUUGACCCGUUAGCAGAGGAAGAGGCCUAUCUACCAUACCUGCAUAGAAAAAAUCUGUACAUCCGAAAUUCUCUCAUUGCCUCUGGCAAAGCAAGUUUAGCAAUGGGGCAUUUGAACAUUUUACUAACACAUCUCAGUGACUUCCAAAAACCAAAGCCAAAUGGUGAUCUUGUGACGAAGACUACUAUUUAAUUUAAUGAUUUUUUUAGCUGUUUCAGCUACAUAUUAAUGAAAGGCAGUGCGUAUGAUGAAAUCAUUCCA